AUGGCCAUCCCCCGGCGUGGGCUGCUCGAUGAGCUCCGCUCCGUGACCCGAGCCGCGACCGGGGCGGCCACACCGUCGAAGGGCCCCGCGCCGGCCGGCAACGCCAAUGACCUGGCCCCCUACACCCCGGCGUCCGAUGCCUUGCUUGGGGACAUUGCCAAAGUGGUGUACGAGGCCCUCCAGCCAGGCAGCGCCCUGUUGGACUUUGGCUGCGGCGAUGGUCGCGUCCUGCGGGCGGUGGCCAAACACGCGGGGGCCCUCGCCGGCCAUGAUGUGCCCCAUCUGCUGGGCGUUGAGUCCGAUCCGCAGGCCGUUGCGCAUGCGGUGGAUCUGCUCGGCCGGCAGGCGGAUCCACCGGUGCCUGCCGGGCGGGCGCAUGUCUGGUGGGAUGAUGGCAGCCUGGAUCGAGCGUCGGCCGAGGAGGGCGCCCCUGGGGCCGGGUGUGUUGGCCUCGGCGCGUGCAGCCUCUGCCAGGCGGGAGGGGCACCCUCGCCGACCCCGGCGCGCCUCCCCUGGUCGCAGAUCUCGGUUGUCUUUGUGUACCUCUCGCCCAAGAGCAACCUGCAGAUUCGCGAGCGUCUGGUAGCCCGGCUGCUGGGGGCCGGGCCGCCUGCGGACCGGGCCCGGACGAUUGUGUCGCUGCGCUUUGGCCUCGGCGACCGGUGGCCGGCCAGCCAUGUGCGCACGCUGGCCCUGAUCGACCCGGUGGCCGGGGAGAAGGUCCCGCUCUAUGUGUACACCGUGGACCCGGCCAUUGGGCGCCUGAGCACCGGCCAGGCCUCCCCGGAGGAGCUGCUUGCCCUGGGACCGGCGGUCGAUGGGGCGGCCGCGCCGCGGAAUUGGAAUGCCGAAGAUGAGCAGCGGGAACUGCUCCAACGCGUUCUUGGAGUCCAGUAG
Fonticula alba is the source of this 897-nucleotide messenger RNA. RefSeq lists its product as hypothetical. NCBI's taxonomy places the organism in Eukaryota, Rotosphaerida, Fonticulaceae. The coding region runs from base 1 to 897 and encodes 298 amino acids. The record is from RefSeq and is a predicted model, not a curated record. The transcript has a single exon. Gene Ontology annotation, molecular function: protein-lysine N-methyltransferase activity. Gene Ontology annotation, biological process: regulation of mitochondrial ATP synthesis coupled proton transport; peptidyl-lysine trimethylation; positive regulation of proton-transporting ATP synthase activity, rotational mechanism. Gene Ontology annotation, cellular component: mitochondrion.